Anguilla anguilla (European eel) is the source of this 2903-nucleotide messenger RNA. RefSeq names its product transmembrane protein 154 (gene tmem154). Lineage: Eukaryota; Metazoa; Chordata; Actinopteri; Anguilliformes; Anguillidae. The record is from RefSeq and is a predicted model, not a curated record. The transcript has 9 exons. The coding region runs from base 58 to 723 and encodes 221 amino acids.
AACCAGGAAACAGGAAAUCGUGACAGGCAGUGAGGAGACCUGGUUCACGAUGGCACUAUGGCUACAUCUGAGAGAGGUAAAGGCCAGCGGAGACACCAGGAAAUGACCCUGCUGCUGCUCCUGGUUCUAACAGCCGGACUGGCUGGACGAGUGCGCGGUGAAGAUCACGACACCACAGGAGACGAGGCCAUAGAGGACGAGGAUCCAGCCCUGAAUGCGGGAGAUGAUGAUGUCAUACCGACAGUGGAUACUGCCUUCACCACUUUGCAUUCUCCAGGAGAAGAAGGGGACAUUACACCAGAUGACAAUGGCUUAUCCGGGGAAGGAGAAUUGAACCCUCCAUUAAUCACAACAGGGCGCGGGAACCCUCUGCAUUCACCAGGCGACGCUACAGACACUCCGCCGGAGGAAGAUGAAAACCUGGAAGCGUCAGACCUGGACCCCCUUAUGAUCAUCAUCCCGCUUGUGCUGCUCUUACUGCUGGUUGUCAUCGCAUCCCUGGCCGCGUACACGAUCAGCCGGAGGAGGGCAAAAAAACACAGCGAUCCCAGGCAUUUGACAGAAGAUGAGAUCUUGCAUGGGUGUGAAAAUGAAAAAAUACCAAUGCCCAUGUUUGAGGAUGAUGUCCCAUCGGUACUGGAGCUAGAGAUGGAGGACCUGGAGAAAUGGAUGGUAAAAGACACUGGGAGAAUCUGUGUGGAUUCUGCAGGAGAUGAACGCUAAGAGGAAUACUUGGGUCUGUCUGAGGCGUGACACACGCAUCCCUGGAAGUCCGUGGACCAUUCCUGUGGGUUAAGAGAUCAAUUCACUGUACGCCGCAAAACCCCAUACGCACCAGCAACGCUCCCUCAACAUUAAACCAAUGCCUACGGACAGGCAUUUCUGGAAACGCUGCUGAAGCGCAGCGAACAAUGACAGGAACAAACAGGCCUAUUGCUUUUUUUUAAAAAAAUGAAUAAUUUAUAUGAGCGAUAGAAUAGUGCCCGGGGUGAUUUUAAUGCUUUCUUAUUAACGCAUACAUGAAUGCAAGCAUGGACAAGCAAGCAAGCAAAAAAAAAAAAUGAGCCUGCAUAAGCAUGCAUUACUACAUGUUUUGUACUGCAAAGGCAAUGUAACACGCAGCCUACGGACUCCUACAGGCAGAUUGUGCCCCUGGGGGUGGGUGAUGGGGCAUUAGGGUUGAACUCUUCGCAGUGCCCCAGGUCAUGUGAUCUCUGUACAGCGUGCGAGUGUGUUUUUAACACCUUUUGGUAUUCAGGCUGCAGACAUUUCAGCUCGGCGCUCCGUCUUCCGUUCUUGGCACGCCAUGCCGUUUUGCCGGGGCGUGGUCCGCCCUUGACGUCACCGCGUCUCACCUCUCGCGUCAUCGCUGUCAAACCUCGAGGGCUCAACAUUACAAAUGGGAGAAUGGCCGUUUGAGAUAUUGCAACACUGCAGUAAUGCUCCUCUCGGUCAGGAUGCAAAUUAAUAUGCGACGGUAAUGCGGGAGCGAUGCCAACAAAGCUUUUCAUUUCCUCGGCUUCGUUAGCGCGCUGGCUACUGCAUGUGUUUUGAACAGUCCCUUCCUGGACGGGCUCCUGUUUUUACAUGCGUAAGCUCUGCAAGCUUGCUGAAGCAGCUUUAGUAUAAGCUUUUCCUCAGUGUUAUCUGUUUUACACUCGUCCAAAAUAGCCAAAUAAUGGAUUCAGUAUGUCUGACUUGUCAGUACAUACUAGUGUAUCCCCUGUUGUCAGGUCCUAUAUGAUAGCACAGUACAACAGGAGCACUUUCAACGACAAACCGCCUGGUGUUUGUACAAUUAUGAACAACAAGACUUUCAAUGUGCUUUCAUUGUUUUUUGUUUCUGUCCUUAUUUUCAGAUUUUAUACUUGUAAAUAUAAAGAAUAUAUUUUUAAAUGUUCAUGCUUUUUUACUCUAUUUUUACUUUUUUAAGUUCAUUGUUUUGUUCAUGUUGGUAGAGUUUUGCUUCUAUUGAUUUUUAGCAAAAGAGGCAGAUACGUAUUCAAUUUGGAAUGGGAUUUGUUAUUUGUUCAUUACUUUAUAUAGGCAAGAGGGUAUAUACAGUAAGUGCCUUUGAGUCUCGGGAAUGCUAUCCUGUCAUGCUGAAAAGAGUGUGUGUGUGUGUGUGUGUGUGUGUGUGUUCGCAAUAGCAAUGUGGAUUAAAAAACGUAUAACUGGAGACAAAUGAAAUGCUGAGUGAAUGUUCCCUAGUCACAGGCCUUAUCCGCUUGUCAUCGGGCCAAAACCACCGGCGGAGCACGCUCACCUGCCGUUUGUUGGCUGCGGAACCCGGGUUCGCCCCGGUGCGCACGAUGCGUCUGUAAACUGUCACUCCUCCGGCUGCUCCUGACGGCAGAGCCCUCCGCUCUGAGUUCCUCAUUUCCAGUGGGUGCUGUGUACAGCUGUGCAUCGCUGAGCCGUAAUGGAAUCCGUACGGGCGGAGGCAGCGGACAAGGACAGAGACCCCGUAAAGCAAUGCAUAUAAAUAAGGAAUCCGUGGCACCGUAAAUGGGCUCCAUCUUCUUUUUUUUUUGCUGUUGCUCACCACUGGUCCUGGACCUAGAGAAUUAUUUUGAAAGAAGUGCUGAAGGCUCUUUUUUUUUUUACCCCCGGGUCUACUGUGAAUUUCUGCGCACUUCACUUAAGUGUGCGAAGAAAAGCUUGUAUUUCCCACCUGGCUUCAGAUCCAGUCUCGAAUCCACCUUUGCAAAUUACUUUAUUAAAUGCCUUUUACUUUAUUUUACUUUUUAUUGAAAAUUUGGUCACUGUCAGCUUUUUUGUUCAGAUUGCUGAGGUUUCCUUUGGAUUGUAAAUAAUUUAUUUCAGCUCAAGCAUCUUUUCUCAGUUUUGUUCUAUAAUGCUUGUCUACAUCAUUUCUAAAUAAAGCUGAGCUACAUUUUAAA